Messenger RNA from Ceraceosorus guamensis, 423 nucleotides. RefSeq names its product ribosomal protein S9. Gene Ontology annotation, cellular component: cytosolic small ribosomal subunit; ribosome. Gene Ontology annotation, biological process: maturation of SSU-rRNA from tricistronic rRNA transcript (SSU-rRNA, 5.8S rRNA, LSU-rRNA); translation. The record is from RefSeq and is a predicted model, not a curated record. Lineage: Eukaryota; Fungi; Basidiomycota; Exobasidiomycetes; Ceraceosorales; Ceraceosoraceae. The coding region runs from base 1 to 423 and encodes 140 amino acids. Gene Ontology annotation, molecular function: structural constituent of ribosome; RNA binding. The transcript has 3 exons.
AUGUCGCUGGUUCAAACUUUCGGAAAGAAGAAGAACUCGACCGCCGUCGCCUCGAUCAAGGCUGGCAAGGGAUUGAUUCGCAUCAACUCCCAACCUAUCCACUUGAUCGAGCCAGAGACUUUGCGCCUCAAGGCUUACGAGCCCAUCCUCAUCGUUGGAGAGGACAAGUUCGCCAACGUUGACCUCCGCAUCAAGGUCUCCGGUGGUGGUCACGUCUCUCAGGUUUACGCCAUCCGCCAGGCUAUUGCCAAGGCUCUCGUUGCCUACUAUGCAAAGCACCAAGAUGCUGCUUCCUCUCUGGAGCUGCGUCAGCAAUUUGUAGCCUACGACCGCACUCUGCUUGUCGCCGACCCUCGUCGCAUGGAGCCCAAGAAGUACGGUGGUCGCGGUGCCCGUGCACGCAGGCAAAAGUCUUACAGAUAA